AUGAAACGCAAUGGUACUUUACUUUCAUUUUUCUCAAAAACUAAAUCAAAAGAUACAGCUGAGUUUAGUUCUUCUUCGCUUUCACUGAUCAAAAACUUGAAUACAUUGUUUCCUAAUGAACUAGAAACUAAUGAUUUAAAUAAUCUUCAACCACGGAUGGAAGUUAAUGUAAAAAAUCUUGAAACUGAUGAAGAAUUAAUAACUUCAGAACCACCAGAUUGUUGGGAUAAUAACCAGGUGAAAUAUUUCACAGAAGAGUAUCCAUGGCUAUAUUUUAAUAAAAAAAAAUUAGGAUGUAAUAUAUGUAGUAAAGUAAAUCACAACUUAACUAAACACCAAGGUACUCAUGGGUCAAAAGAAUGGAAUAGUGGAAAUAUUAUUCCAGCUGGUGAUAAUGUAGGAAAACAGCAAUCAAGUUUACGAAAAAAAAUAGCAAAACAUAAAUCUUCACAAACUCAUUUAAAUGCUGUAAGUACUUUAGAAAAACAAAAAUUUGAAAUUAUGCCUGCCCAAGUAUUGAAAACUUCUAAAAUUGACCUUGAAAGUACAAAAAGAAUUUUUAGAACUGCGUAUUUUAUUGCGAAGAAUCAAAGGCCCUAUGUUGACAUGCCAAAAUUAGUGGACCUUCAAAUAAUGAAUAGUUUAGAAAUGGGACGAAUUCUUCAAACAAAUAAAUCAUGUAGUACCAUUGUUGACCAUAUAUGUAUUGAAAUGCGAAAAAAAUUGUGUUUAGAUCUGUUAGAAAAUAAAAGAAAGAUUUCCAUAAUUGUUGACGAAUCUACAACAUUGAGUCAGAAAACCAUGCUAGUUAUUUGUUUGAGAGCUGCUGUAGCUAAUAAUGAUAAAGUAAUUACAUUUUUCUUUAACAUUAUUGAAGUAGAAAAUACAUCUGCUGAUUUUAUUAAAAAAGCUAUUUUAAUUGAUCUUUCAAAAUAUGGAUUAAAUGAAGAUUUUUUAAAAGAAAACUUGGUAGCGUUUGUUAGCGAUGGUGCGUCUAAUAUGCUGGGUAGAAUUUCUGGUGUUGGUACUCAACUACAAAAAAUGUAUCCCAAUAUAAUUAUAUGGCAUUGUUGUAAUCAUCGUUUAGAGUUAGCCGUAUCUGAUACCUUAAAAGAAAUCCAAGGAACAAAUCACUUUCAGUCAUUUUUAGAAAAGUUAUAUGCAAUAUAUCACCAAUCACCUAAGAAUAUGCAUGAACUUAAAGCGUGUGCAGUUUCACUUGAACAAUCAUUACUACAUAUUGGCAAAAUUUUUACCAUCCGAUGGGUGGCAUCCAGUGAGAAAACGUUAAAAGCUGUAUGGAACAACUAUGUAGCCUUAUUUAACAACUGGACAAAAAGAACCAUCAGGGAAGGGCAAGCGAUUAAUUGUAUUACACAUCGGGUCGUCUGA
Molecule: messenger RNA, 1392 nt
Organism: Aphis gossypii (cotton aphid)
Lineage: Eukaryota; Metazoa; Arthropoda; Insecta; Hemiptera; Aphididae
Product: E3 SUMO-protein ligase KIAA1586-like
Exons: 3
Coding region: 1-1392 (463 amino acids)
Source: RefSeq, a predicted model, not a curated record